Caenorhabditis remanei is the source of this 1110-nucleotide messenger RNA. RefSeq lists its product as uncharacterized. The transcript has 7 exons. NCBI's taxonomy places the organism in Eukaryota, Metazoa, Nematoda, Chromadorea, Rhabditida, Rhabditidae. The coding region runs from base 1 to 1110 and encodes 369 amino acids. The record is from RefSeq and is a predicted model, not a curated record.
AUGCUCUUAACUUCAUCACCGCCGAUGUCUCCACCUGUGCCGCUUGAGGAAAACCCAGCUAAACCCAGUCAAGCUUUUGUUCGAUUCCUCAUGGUCUUUUUGAUUAUUCUUAUGGGGUCACAGUACACAUAUGGGGUUUUCGUUCAUUCCGCCUUUCUCAGCAUGCAGUUUGCUGGUUCAGCUCUUCUGUUUCUCAGUGCUGCUGAGAGUUAUUGGUGGAUUGUCUUCGCUAAAAAAUCAAAUCAUCAAGGAAUCCGUCUUCUUUCGCGAACGGCUGGAACCAUCUUCUACAUUGCUUGCUUGUUCCUGAACUUGACUCAUUGUUUAGAAGACAUAAGCGAUAUCAACGAUUCUGGACAUACUGAACAUUCAAAUGAGACAACAGAAGCAUUGACAGACAGUGCAGGGACUAUCGGAGCAUUGUUUGAGGAAGCAGGUCAUGGACAUGGAAUUAAUUCUCUCAUCCUAUGCGGCUCCGUUGUCGACCUUGCCAUCAAAACAGCUUUCGCCUUUUCCUACAACUCUUUGUCAAUUCACUUCUUCGGAAAUUUCUUCGUCAUGGUCUCCCCACCACUUUUAACACUUGCCGUUUACGCUCAUCAGCUUCGUGAAGUGGAUCUCUUCGGUGACUGGCUAGAAGAUCAUUUGGAACCAAGUGCUACUAUAGUCCUGACUGUUAUGUGCAUCUCAAUUUCUUUUUGGUCAUUGAGUAAAAAAAAACAAUUUUUGCUGGCUGAGGGACCAAAGAAUUUUGAGAUCGACAAAAUAAGCAAAGCAGUGAAGUCGAAAAAUGACCGUUUGGAGAAAGUGGACCACGUGCAUGCCAGUUGUGAGUGGCCAGAAGGAUUUACGGUGUCACUCAAGGCAUACAUCAAGGUGGAAAAAAGCAAAAAAGACUGGGUCUCCCGUGCCGCCGACGACUAUUCCCAGCUGAAGAGUCUCCUCCAUCAAGAAAUCAAAUCGCAAGGCGCCAAAGAAGUCAUCGUCGAGCCGGUGUUUGUUGAUCAACGUGAAAUGACCGACUUCGUCGAUCCCAUCUGUAUUUCUCCCAGCUGCCAUAACGAGAAUGUUGGUUGCUGCACCAUUCCGAAGCCAGUCGGAGAAGCUUAA